GCCGGGGACCGCUGCAAAUAGCGUUUCUUUUGCUUUCUUUGUGUUCAAAACUAUUUUCUUUCUUCACCCGAUUUUGUUUUCCUCCUCCCCCCUCCCCCCCCAGUUGUUUCCCAUUAGUAACUCGAUCUCCCGGAGCAGUGAGAUUCGCCUCCUUUGCCUCCUUUAGCCCCGCUCGCCCCAGUUUGCUCUCCGCACAUCUCCUUCGGGGGAGCCACCCGGGCUUUCUCCCUCCCCUCCUGCUUGGGCUCGGGCAGCCGCCCGCUUUCCCAGCCGCCCGCUCCUUUCUUCUCUCCCGCUCCCUCCGGUCCUCUGUCCCCCGCGAGCGCGUCUCUGCGCUCCGCCGGCGCGGAGCCUCCUCGCCGCUCUCUUCUGCUCCUUCACUCGGAUGAGCUGAAAACCCCGCGCUUGUGUAUAUGGAAAUAGUGGGGUGCCGAGCAGAAGACGACGCGUGUCCUUUCCGCCCCCCAGCCAUGCUCUUCCACGGCAUCUCCGGAGGCCACAUCCAAGGCAUCAUGGAAGAGAUGGAGCGCAGAUCCAAGAGCGAGGCCCGCCUGGCCAAGGGCGCGCAGCUCAACGGCCGCGACGCGGGCAUGCCCCCGCUGAGCCCCGAGAAGCCCGCUCUGUGCGCCGGCUGCGGGGGCAAGAUCUCGGACAGGUACUACCUGCUGGCGGUGGACAAACAGUGGCACCUGAGGUGCCUGAAGUGCUGUGAAUGUAAACUGGCCCUCGAGUCCGAGCUCACGUGCUUCGCCAAGGACGGUAGCAUUUACUGCAAGGAGGAUUACUACAGAAGGUUCUCUGUGCAGAGAUGUGCCCGCUGCCACCUUGGCAUCUCCGCCUCUGAGAUGGUCAUGCGUGCCCGAGAGUCUGUCUACCACCUGAGCUGCUUCACCUGCUCCACCUGCAACAAGACCCUGACCACGGGCGACCAUUUCGGCAUGAAGGACAGCCUGGUGUACUGUCGCGCCCACUUCGAGACCCUCUUGCAAGGGGAGUAUCCGGCGCCGCUGAGCUACACGGAGCUGGCGGCCAAGAGCGGCGGCUUGGCCCUGCCUUACUUCAACGGCACCGGCACGGUGCAGAAGGGGCGGCCCCGGAAGCGGAAGAGCCCCGCGCUGGGAGUGGAUCUCGUCAAUUACAACUCAGGUUGUAAUGAGAAUGACACUGACCACUUGGACCGGGACCAGCAGCCUUACCCACCCUCACAGAAGACCAAGAGGAUGAGAACCUCUUUCAAACACCACCAGCUCCGGACCAUGAAAUCCUACUUUGCCAUCAACCACAACCCAGAUGCCAAGGACCUCAAACAGCUUGCUCAGAAAACAGGCCUGACCAAAAGAGUUUUGCAGGGAGAACAAAUCUUGGGGCAUUACAGCCAAACAUCCCGACGUUUGAAAAUUCCCUAAAGUAUUAAAAGAAGGGGAAAAGUUUGAUCGGAAAUCCACUGCAGUGAAGACAAAGACAAUAUUAGGUCAUGAUAAUCAUACAUUUAAAAAUAUACUGGGCCAAAAAGAGAGAGAAAGAGACAUAGUGAGAGAGAGAGAGAGAGAGAGAGAGAGAGAGAGAGAGAGAAACAGAGAGAGACACACUUAACUGUCAUUUACUGAAUGUUGAAAAAACUUUUGUUGGUUAUGGUGUCUAACACAAAUGAAGGCUUCAAAUCAUGUGGUUUAAAACAAAAUUAGAUUAACUGUGUAUAAACCAGAGCAAACUGGCAGUGAUAUGCCCAUCCCAUAUUUGAAGAAAGUUAUUAAAAAAAUUAUCCCACACAUUUGUCAAGCACAGUAGUUGUAAGAUAAAAGUCCAAAAGCAUUCAUUUCACCUGCUUGCUAAUGUGUAUUAGUCUUUAUCUGUUGAUAACAUUUUCAAUUGUAAAUUCAAAGAAAAGCUAUUACUCAUUUAAGAGUAUAGAGAUCAAAACCCAGUAAUUUUAGUAUUAUUGUUUAUUACUUCCUUUUUAAACAAAAAUCUCUGCAUGCACUUUUACAUCUGUCACUUCUAGUGUACAUCUCUGUAUGAUGACUUAUCUUUGCUGUUUCUUGUAUGAUAAUAGCUUUCAUUAAUAAACAUUUUAUUUGAUGCAAACAAAGUUAACUUUAUGUUAAACACACUGUUGAAUUUAAUUUUGAACACUGUCUUAAGUGGCAGCACAGGACAUUUACAACUUGUUAUACUUAGAAAAAGACAGUAUAAUAAGAUUAAAUUCUAGUAGCUAUGAUAAAAUUACUACUUUAUUUUUAAUUUUCAUGCCUUUUUUAAUUUGUUGUAUCGAAUUAGUACAUGUAUUAAAAAGAAAAAACCAAAAAGGGGAGUAAACCAUGUUUUAACAAAAAUAAACCUCAGAAUAAAGUACUAUGUAAAAAACUUCAGCAACAUUUUUAGAUUACUAGGGUAAAAUUUAUAGCUCUUUUAUACGUUUACAUAUUCACUAUGCAAUGAGCAAAUUUGUUGACGUAUACAAUUAUUUUCUGUAUACUUUUCAUAUACUCUGAAAAGAUCCAAUCUUUUCAUGGUUCCAAUUACAUAUGAUUUUACAGACAAAGGGAGCAAGUGGAAAGAAAAACAAAUAUUUAGGAAUGAGGCUUUUAAAACAAUUGCUCAAGGAAAUAUUUGAAGAAUUUUUUUAUCAAUUCCUAUUUAGCUGUAUAUCCAAAGCAUAUGUUAAGAAAAUUAACAUAUAACUUUCCAGAACAUUUUUCAUUGAGAUAAAAUUUCUAUUAUAUACAAAUGAACCCUAUGUAAAUGAUGUAACUUUUUGAAUGACAGACAUUAAAUAUUUCACUUACAAGUAUCUUGAGAAUUUUGAAUGUUUUCUUAAAUGUUUUCACUUCCUGAAUACUGAAAAAAAAAAACCUCAAGGAGAGAGCAACGUAUUAAAGAAAAAGCAAUGCACCAUGACAAGUAGACUAUUUUGAGUGAUCAUGAAACAUGUUGGUUUUGUCAGUAAGUUGAAUGUUUGUGCCUCGUUGAAAUCUCAUCCCUAGUUAUAGUGACUUAAAUAGAAUUUCCAAUACAUUUUCAGUCAGUUUAUUCAGUUCCUUGUCCUACAACUUUGCCUUCUUUCCUGUCCUGUCACCUAUGGCAGAUUCGUUUAGAAAUAUUUUGGAAGCUUGCCUAGUUUUACAGACCUUUAAGUAUUUGUCUGGUAUGUGAAAUGUGGGAACUGACCAGGAGGGAAAGAAAAUAACUGAAAUUAGACAUCUGAAAAAAAUAAUAUAAAUUUGAAACAGGCACAUUUAAAAAACAUUUAAAGAAAGGAGCACUAAUUAUGAGAACAGGCAGGGGGAAAAUGUGAUGUGGGCUUGGAAGUUUGAUCCUGCUUUCCCAUUCUGCACUGUGUCUGAGUCUGAGCAACUAAUGUUCUGCAUGGAAUAGAUGAAUGCACACUUAUACUCGAGAGCUGGGCAUUGUAUUUGCAGAGAAUCUACCUCCCCCAUGCCUGGUUUGGCUUGACUUCUGUUCUGUUGAUCUAGGGUUAAAAAAAAAAAAAGAAAAAGUUACUGAAAGUCAGUUUUGGUUGGGUGGUCACUUUAAUACUGAUUUACAGAGAGGGCAGAUUUUUUUUCCCCCUUCAGUACUUCAAAUAAGGGUAAAUUCCACAAUAAAGGAUCAAAAGCAAAUACUUUAAAAACUGGGUAAUUUUUUUUUUAUCACCUAAAAAGCAGAGUGCUUUAACAACCCCCAGUGGAAUCCACUGCACAUUCUUUUUACAGUAACCUUUGUUAGGAGUCAGAGCUUUUUAUAAGUAUAAAUAUCAUCUCGUUUUCUGUUGCAGUGUGCCUGCAGGGGCUAUCAUGGUGGAAGGUGUGAGAAGUGGGACUUUCUGGAAUGGAAAUUUGGAGCUAUGUUGUUCUAGCUCUUAAGGAGAAGAUUAGUGAUAACACCAGUGAUUAUUAUAAAAAGAAGUCUAAGCACCUAGUUUUCUAUGGAUUCUUGCUAUUUCCUUUUUAACUGUAUUUUAAAGAAAACUAGUUUUACUAGUAGAGAGUUUGCGUAUUCUUGAGAUUUGAUAACUUUUACAUUCAUGGUCUCUAGACCCUCGGGUUAAGUAAGGACACUAGGACUUAGUCUGAAAUGGGGAAAUGGCAUUGUAUUUUCUUUGAAACCAUCCAUACAGAUAAAUCCUGGAUUAUAGGAUCCUUUUGUACUUGUAUACAAUGAGAAUGAACACUAAAAACUCAAGUAAAUUAAAAUUCUGUAAUACCACGGUGCUUUGCAUUGCAACCAAUGCCAAAAAUAGGAAGAUUUUUUUCUUUAUGAUAUGCCGCUCAUUUGGAAUUACUCUCAUAACACUCUGCCCCAUAACAUUUUUCCAGAAUAUUGCCAUUUACCUUUAUUUUUACAAUAACUUCUUAUUCAAAUAUAUCACUUUGAAUGACUUCUGGGAAGAUUUCCAUUUUAUGUUUCCAUAGCAAAAAAAAAAGUUCCUAAUCAUGCAUGGUACUCAAAGAAAGUUUAUAAAUAUGAUAGAAAUAGUAAGAUAAUACAAGUGAAUUUCUUUUUAAAUAGGUAUUUCAAUCUAACAUCAACCUUCCCCCCCCAAACUCCCAACAUUUCUCUGUGGAAUUUAGUGUAGUAUAUUGUCCAUUAUUCUGUAUCAUGUCAACGAUCUUCCCUUGGAUGAAUAAUUUUUGCAUCUUUGCCCUACAUUUUUCUUGUGCUGAAGUGACAAAAAGUGGCAAGAGUAAAGAUCCAGAUAUUAGCCAUAUGUAGAAAGUUUCCAUUCUGCAUUUCUCUGUAUUUUUCCCUCACAUAUUAGAAUUGUCAGGUAUAAUUUUUCCUUUGGAACUUCAUGUUUACAUCUUGCAUGGUCUUAUAAAUUAAUCUGAAGAGCAACUGAAUAACUUUUAUGGUUAUUUGAA
Messenger RNA from Sorex araneus (European shrew), 4862 nucleotides. It is a transcript of the gene LHX9, whose product is annotated as LIM homeobox 9. Bases 414 to 1406 code for a protein of 330 amino acids. Gene Ontology annotation, biological process: regulation of transcription by RNA polymerase II; neuron differentiation. The transcript has 5 exons. Lineage: Eukaryota; Metazoa; Chordata; Mammalia; Eulipotyphla; Soricidae. Gene Ontology annotation, molecular function: RNA polymerase II transcription regulatory region sequence-specific DNA binding; DNA-binding transcription factor activity, RNA polymerase II-specific. The record is from RefSeq and is a predicted model, not a curated record. Gene Ontology annotation, cellular component: nucleus.